AUGGGGGCGGUGAAGCCUGACCCUGGCUUGGAAGAUGGGUGGUCUGAAAUGGGCAAGUUUGAUCCUUCUCUGUUGCUGAAUGCCACUGCUUAUGAACUCAAUUCUUCUCUCUCUAGAACGUCCAGCUGCCCGCCGGCGGUGCCGGAGAAGGUGGGGUCGGCGGCCGGAAGGGAGAGCUUCAAGAAAAGGAAAGCUGAGAAAGUUCAGAACAACAACAGCAGCAGCAACAACAACAAGGUGACUGUGGAGGAAGAUAACAACAACAACAGCAACAAAGAGAUCAAGAGGAUCAAAGCAAGUGCAGAAGAAGGAGAAUCCAAAGCCACAGAUCAAAACAGCACCAAAAACAACAACUCAACCACCACCACGACAACAAACAACAACAGAGAAACUUCAGCUGAUACCUCAAAAGAAAACUCCAAAGCUUCAGAGGUUCAAAAGCCUGAUUACAUUCAUGUCAGAGCUCGCCGUGGCCAAGCCACUGAUAGCCAUAGCUUAGCAGAAAGAGCUAGAAGGGAAAAAAUCAGUGAGAGAAUGAAGUAUCUGCAAGAUUUAGUACCAGGGUGUAACAAAAUCACUGGAAAAGCUGGAAUGCUGGACGAGAUCAUCAAUUAUGUUCAAUCUCUUCAAAGACAAGUGGAGUUCUUGUCCAUGAAGUUAGCCGCCGUUAAUCCAAGGUUCGACUUCAAUGUCGAUGAUCUCUUCGGCAAAGAGGUUUUCCCCCCUCCUUGCACCACCGCCAACUUCCCGGCGAUCGGCGGUAUCUCCUCGGAGAUGACAGAUCAUUCUUCCUACUUACAAUUUAAUCCAAACAAUCAACAAAUCGUCCCGGGUUGUGGAUUAGAAAUGGGAAUGAAUACCUCCGACGUCGGUCUCCGAAGAUCCAUUAGCGCCCCUGUUUCUUUCCCGGAAAAUUUCCUCGAUUCCUCCUGCCUCACCCAAUUCCAACCCUCCUCAGCGUGGGACGUCGAUUUGCAGAAUCUGUACAAUGUGGGUUUCGAUCAAGCAAGAUCAUCAAACGCCUUUUCUUCUCAACCAUAUACAGGUUCUGUUGAAGGAAGCAAUAUAAAGAUGGAAAUGUGAGAGUAGUUAGAGUCUCAUCUAUUAAUCACACUCUUCAUGAGAUUCAAUCAAAUAUUAGUCUCUAUUUGUCUUCUCUUCCGUAUCUAUAUAUUCUUUUCCUCUUUUUCCAAAGUACAUAACUAGCAUAUAUAUAUAUAUGUGUGUGUAAUUUGUAUGUAUACAUCCGGCUCAAUAUGAAUAAGAGUAGCGCCAAUUAGCGA
Messenger RNA from Momordica charantia (bitter melon), 1283 nucleotides. RefSeq lists its product as uncharacterized. Gene Ontology annotation, biological process: regulation of DNA-templated transcription. Gene Ontology annotation, cellular component: nucleus. NCBI's taxonomy places the organism in Eukaryota, Viridiplantae, Streptophyta, Magnoliopsida, Cucurbitales, Cucurbitaceae. Gene Ontology annotation, molecular function: DNA-binding transcription factor activity; protein dimerization activity. The record is from RefSeq and is a predicted model, not a curated record.